UCUGGGGGAGGCGGCAGUUUUAUGUAUCCUGUCGGAGGGGGCUUGGGACCACCACAAGGUAUGGUACCCAUGCAGCAGCAACAGCAACAGCAGCAGGGCUUCCCUAUGGUCCAGGUUAUGCAGCCUAACAUGCAAGGAAUGAUGGGGAUGAACUUUGGGGGACAGAUGCCUCCGGGUGCCAUGCCUAUGCAGGGUGGGAUGGCCAUUGGGAUGCAGACCCCUGGGAUGCAGUUCAUGGGCCAGCCACAGUUCAUGGGCAUGAGGGCCCCUGGGCCCCAGUACACUGCUGACAUGCAGAAGCAGAUGGCUGAGGAACACCAGAAGCGACUGGAGCAGCAGCAGAGGAUGCUGGAAGAGGACAGGAAGAGGAGACAAUUUGAGGAACAGAAACAGAAACUGAGGCUGCUCAGCAGUGUCAAACCGAAGACAGGGGAGAAGAGCCGUGAUGACGCCUUGGAGGCUAUCAAAGGAAACCUGGAUGGUUUCAGCAGAGAUGCCAAGAUGCACCCCACUCCCUCCUCACAGGCUAAGAAACCAGACUCAUCGCCAUCACACUCUGUCACCCCUCACUCUCCCCCCACUGCUUUCUCUGAAGACGAUGAUGAAUUUAGUGACUUUAUUCAGGGGCCAGUAGAUGCCUCUGUCUCCUUUCCCUCCUCUUCCUCCACCUUCCAACUCUCCUCUCAGGCCCACGUCCAGCCUUCAUCCCCCUCCCUAAGGGCAGGUCUAACCCCCUCAUCCUCCUCCCCCUCGUCUACUUCCCCCCUCUCUCAGACACUUCCCGCCUCUGUGUCCAUUCCCACUGCCACGCAAAACUCUGCUGUCAACUCCAGUUCCCAAUCUGCAUUUCAAGGCCCAUCCCUGGAAGAAAAACUAUUCUCUUCAUGUGAUCUCACAGUUGAUAAGAAGGCCCAGGUUAGCUUUAAGCCCCAAAAGUCUUUGGCUGAAAUGUCACCGAGAGCCAGAGUUUCAGCCCAGUUUCAACCCAGCACCAAAGCACGGAACUGGGCUAAAGCCCCCGAGGACUUGAGUUCUGCCUUUGUCACAGAAACUCUGCCUGAGGCCCCGUUGCCAGCUCCUGCUGUCCCCUCAUCAGCUGCUGACUCAUCCCCUCAAUCCAAUGGUGACAGCGGUGUUGGUGUGUACCCUCAACAAGAGCACAUCCAGCCAAUGCUGCCUGGCUGGCUUUACAAUGACAGCCUCAUUCCAGAGAUGUUCAAAAAGGUCCUUGAGUUCACCAUGACUCCGGCGGGGAUAGACACGGCCAAGCUUUAUCCCAUCCUCAUGUCAUCAGGUCUUCCCAGGGAGGCGCUAGGGCAGAUCUGGGCGUCAGCCAACCGCACAACACCCGGCAUGCUAACCAAGGAGGAACUGUAUACUGUACUCGCUCUUAUUGGUGUGGCACAGAGUGGCCUCCCAGCGUUGAAUGUAGAAAUCUUAAGUCAGUUCCCUUCUCCGCCAGUGCCCAACCUACCUGCCCUGGCUAUAGCUAUGGCCCCUGUCAUAACUCAGCACCAGCAGCCAAUAAUGACACAGCCUCCAGUAUCCUUGGCCAUGUCCACACCAGCGCCACCAGUCAUAGGCAUGACGUCUGCUGCUCCCACUCAAGCACUCCCAAAUACUGGUUUCAUCACCAAUUUCCCCCCUGUACAGGGGACCAAAGCUGAUGAUGACGAUUUCCAGGACUUCCAGGAGGCUCCAAAGGCAGGAGCAGGAGAUCAGGCUUUCACUGAUUUCCAGGGGGAGUCGGGGGGGAACUUCCCCACUACGACAGCACCUCUGGCCCAGAGCAGUGCACCUACCAUGCUGACUCCUGUAUCGGGAUCCUCCUCCGCCUCGUCCUCUGAUAAGUACGCAGUCUUCAAGCAGCUCUCUGUGGAGCAGCCUGUAGAGCCUACACCCACAGCCUCAGAUUUGGGUGACAAAUACAGUGUCUUCAGACAGCUUGAGCAACCUGCUGACAAGAAACCAGUUGGGGAAGGAUUCGCCGAUUUCAAGUCUGUCAGCACUGAUGAUGGCUUCACAGACUUUAAAACCGCCGACAGUGUCUCUCCACUAGAACCUUCAGACCAGGCCAAGAUCUUUCAGCCUGCCUUUCCCUCUGCUUUUCCUUCCUCUCAGUCUCUACAGCCAGUCCCGCAACAACAGCAACAGCCAGCAGUCUCCUCUCUCUCUCAGCCUAAAAACUCUCUUAACAUGGCAGACCUAGACCUUUUUUCUUCUAUGGCUCCCUCUGCUCCCGCCCCUGCUGAGACAAAAUCCAGCCCAUUCCCCCCAGUGUCUGUGGCUCCUUCUCUAGUGCUGCCCCCAGGUGGAACCAAGCCCUCGGGGGGAGGGGCAGAUGAUUUUGGGGACUUUGCCCUAUUUGGCGCCUCCUCCGAGGCUGCUCAAGGCCCCGUCAUUGGAGGGGGUGUGGCAGCCCCUCAGGACGAUUUUGCUGACUUCAUGGCCUUUGGCAGCUCCAGUGUAGAGUCCAAAGCUGAGGGCAGAGUCAUUGGUAGAGAGACAACCACACAACAGCGUCCUCAGCAGGGCUCGGACAAGUACGAUGUGUUUAAACAGCUGUCCUUGGAGGGAGGCCUGGCAUAUGACGAUACCAAGGAGAGCGGCGGUGGCUCCUUUUCCUCGCUCAAGAGUGACACAGAUGACUUUGCUGAUUUCCAAUCCUCAAAGUUCUGCACAGCCCUCGGGGCUUCAGAAAAAAGCCUGGUGGACAAGGUGGCAGCAUUCAAACAGGCCAAGGAGGACUCUGCCUCUGUCAAGUCCUUGGACCUCCCAUCCAUUGGGGGCAGCAGUGUGGGUAAGGACGACUCUGAGGACGCUCUGUCAGUGCAGCUGGACAUGAAACUGUCGGACAUGGGCGGAGACCUGAAGCAUGUGAUGUCGGACAGCUCUCUGGAUCUGCCGGGCCUCUCAGCCCACCAGCCCCCCGCUGCAGAAGGAGACGACAUGAAAUUUGACCCCUUUGGAACAUCAUCCAUCAGCAGCCUGGCUACCUAUGAUUGGUCAGACAGGGAGGAAUGUCUGUCUGGUGAGGCCAGGAAGCCUCAGGGUCUGGAAGGGGCAGCCCUUUCCUCCUUGGCCCCUGCCCACAGGAAGGAGCUGUCCUUUGGGAGCAGCGAGAACAUCACGAACACCUCCAUAGCCAAGAUCACCACUUCCUUCCCCACAGAGGAUGGCUUGUCAGGAGGCCACAAGUUUGGAGCUUUCGCUGACUUUGGCUCUGGUGAGCAAGGUGGCGAUGACGAUGAUGAUUUUGGGGACUUUGCAAGUACUGUGUCAGAGAAGUCUGACUCUCCAGCUGCCGCGACUGAGGCAGGCAGUGAGGGGAACCAGGAUGAAGCCUCUGAUGAGUUUGGGGCCUUCCAGGGGGAUAAGCCGAAGUUUGGCAAAUCUGACUUCCUCAAGGCCAGCUCUCAGGCCAAGGUCAAGUCCAGUGAAGAGAUGAUCAAGAAUGAACUUGCAACCUUUGAUUUAUCUGUUCAAGGCUCCCACAAGCGAAGUCACAGUCUGGGGGAGAAGGAGAUUUGGCGUUCCCCCCCAUCGCCUGCCCCAGAGCAGCCCUUCAGGGACCGCUCCAACACCCUAAAUGAGAAGCCCGCUUUGCCUGUAAUCAGGGACAAAUACAAGGAUCUGACUGGGGAGGUGGAGGAGAGCGAGCGUUAUGCGUACGAGUGGCAGAGGUGUCUGAAAAGUGCCCUGGAGGUCAUCACCAAAGCCAAUAAUACCCUGAAUGGUAUCAGCAGCUCCUCUGUCUGCACUGAGGUCAUCCAGUCUGCUCAAGGCAUGGAGUAUCUGCUGGGUGUGGUAGAGGUGUAUCGUGUUACGAGGCGUGUCGAGCUGGGCAUCAAGGCAACGGCUGUGUGCUCCGAGAAGCUGCAGCAGCUGUUGAAGGAUAUCAGCCGUGUGUGGAACAACCUCAUGGGCUUCAUGUCCCUGGCCAACCUAGCGCCUGAUGAAAGCUCCCUAGACUUCUCCUCCUGUAUCCUGCGGCAUGGCAUCAAGAAUGCCAAGGAGUUGGCUUGUGGGGUGUGCCUGCUCAAUGUUGACUCCCGCAGCAAGAAUAAAGAGGAGAGCACUAUUGGACGUCUGUUUAAACGAGCUUUUAACUCGGAGACGGACAACUUCAAGCUGCUUUACGGGGGCCACCAGUACCAUGCCAGCUGUGCAAAUUUCUGGAUUAACUGUGUGGAGCCUAAACCCCCAGGCCUCAUACUGCCCGACCUGCUCUGAGUUUCGGCCGCUGCUGCCAUGGCAACGGGCACUUACGGCAGUUAGCAUCAGAUAGGGCGCGUCGGCGUUCAGCCAGCUGCCUCACGCUGCAUGGACUCUCACCUUGGGCAGAGAGCAAGAACAUUGAAGGACCUUAAGAGACACUGGAGCCCCUCCCCCUAUUUAUUUGACCCCAUUAUCUUCUCCUCAGUCAAACACAGAAGCGGACUCAACUGUUUGGGACUGAGGCCGUGUGCUCGGUGACUACGGGCGGUCUGUUCAAAUUCAAGGUAUUUUACAAAGCCUUUUUUUCCGAUGUGGUGAAGUACACUGUGGUGUCAUUAUUUCCCUUUUGCUCCGUAUAUCCAUCUCCCUGAAAUACUUCUAUACUUAUAAGUCACCCUUUUUUUUUAUUGCUGAAUAUUGCAUCAGCAAUGUUUUUAGUGAUAAUCUUCUAUGAAACAACAGUCAAUGUCAAAAUUACUGACCGGGUCUCAUGUCCGACGGCCUGACAUUAUUAGAACUGUGCAAUAUGAGAAGACACUGGCAGAAGGAGGACCUUUUAAAGUGCGAUGAAAUGUAAACUUACCUUCACUCUUCUUUUAUACCAUUUAUCGCUUUACCUCCAUUUGAUGAGAUUGGCUAAAAGGGAUUUUAUUCAAGGAUGAUUUGAAGUCUGUUCUGCUGUCUUUUUUCCCUGUUCGACCAGAGCUGUCAAAUCCUCGGUCUGUUGCUGAAAUUUAAUCGCUUUGAUGGCCUGCUCUCUUAAAUGAUGUCCCAUGAUACUUAACAUUUAAAUAGAUUUUUUUUUCUUUUAACAUUCAAACCGACUGCUGUGCUGGAAGCCAGAGAUAUCUACUGUUUUAUGUUUGCGUUGGUGUCUUUUGUUGUUUUGUUGUUUGGUGGGGAUUUCUCCAGCUUUCAGAGGUUUAUGGGAUAUUUAAAUGGGACAUCUAGGUGUUUGCAUUAAAGCUUUUCUAAGAAACAAAAUGGAAUCUAGCAACUCAAUUCAAGUUGCGUUUGUGUUUUUCUCUCUUGCUAUACUGGUGUGCACAGUAGCGCUUAUCAUGAUGCUUUGGUAGAUGUGAGUCUGGAGUGAAGUCAACUGAUCUAGAGGUGAAAUUGCUGCAGCACUUUGAGUAUUACAGUGUCUUUAAGUAUUGUAAUUAAUCUAAAGUGAAAUGUAAAUAAAUGAGUUCG
Messenger RNA from Lampris incognitus (smalleye Pacific opah), 5412 nucleotides. RefSeq names its product synergin, gamma (gene synrg). The transcript has 23 exons. NCBI's taxonomy places the organism in Eukaryota, Metazoa, Chordata, Actinopteri, Lampriformes, Lampridae. Bases 22 to 4233 code for a protein of 1403 amino acids. The record is from RefSeq and is a predicted model, not a curated record. Gene Ontology annotation, molecular function: protein binding. Gene Ontology annotation, cellular component: clathrin coat of trans-Golgi network vesicle.